Messenger RNA from Penicillium concentricum, 531 nucleotides. RefSeq lists its product as uncharacterized. Bases 1 to 531 code for a protein of 176 amino acids. Lineage: Eukaryota; Fungi; Ascomycota; Eurotiomycetes; Eurotiales; Aspergillaceae. The transcript has a single exon. The record is from RefSeq and is a predicted model, not a curated record.
AUGGCAGCUACACUGUACAACAACCUGCCGACUCUCGAAGAUGCGGAAAAACGAUUUAUUGACCGUGAAACUAUCUUCACUGCCGUAGGAAGCCUCCUUGCUAAAUACGGCAAUCAUUACGGCCUCUGCCUCGUCCACGCACACUGCAACUUGACUGAUGAGGAGAGAAUGCUCAGUAGAGGGAACAUAUCCCAGCCGGAAAUUUAUACUUUGCUCGGCAAUUACUAUCCUGAGCGCUGGCUGUCUUCGGGGGAUCCUUACGAGUUCACCACUCGGCCCACCGUAUCACCGCCGGCUGCUCUUGUUGACGAAUUCAAUAGUCUGACCGCCGUCAUUGGGGUUCUAGGCCUAUACCACAUUGGUGAUGAAGUCAACGGCAAGAUGAUUGAGUACACCGAGGGACGCAGAAAUAUCCUGGUACCCCUUUCUGAUACAGACGAGUCACAAGCAUCCAAUCACACGGAGACAGCCUGGAACUUGGGAAAAGGGGAUCCUGUCACAAUAGCUUGCAUGAUUGUGUGUGACUCAUGA